Molecule: messenger RNA, 2220 nt
Organism: Eublepharis macularius
Lineage: Eukaryota; Metazoa; Chordata; Lepidosauria; Squamata; Eublepharidae
Product: probable E3 ubiquitin-protein ligase makorin-1
Exons: 8
Coding region: 235-1461 (408 amino acids)
Biological process (GO): protein polyubiquitination
Molecular function (GO): ubiquitin protein ligase activity; metal ion binding
Source: RefSeq, a predicted model, not a curated record
UCUCUCUUCCCUCCCCGCCCCCGUGUGGUUCCGUGAGGCGAGCGGGUGGGAGGACAGCCCCGUUCCGUUCAAAUUCGGACCUUUCCAUUCGACAGGCCGAUGGCGAGCUGGGUGUGUCCGCCUUCCUCUCGCCAAUAGGCUCGCCUGUCCCAAACCACUCCCUUGCCAUAAAUAUCUCCGGAGGGAGGGAAGUCCAACUACGUUUGUUCGGGUCCGAGGCUGGCUGUGAGUGAGAUGGAGUCCGGAGUGUUUGUAGGAGAAACCGGCCGCCAGGCAGCCCGGGGGUCCGGCUCCAGCAGGAUCCCGUGCAGAAACUUUGCCCGUGGAGCCUGCAGAUGGGGUCAGAACUGCCGAUUUUCCCAUGAUAGGAAGACGACUCAGAUCUGUAGGUAUUUCCAGAAUGGGUUCUGUGGCUAUGGAGACCGCUGCAGCUACCAGCAUAUCUUGGAUGCACCAACCUUGAGCCGAUGUAGUUCAGAGUCUGCCUUCCAUGGAUUACAGGGAGGUGUGAUUUCACUGAACCGCCGAGGCUCAGAGCCAUCCGUCUUGCCAGAGGCUUCUGUAAGGAGCUGGGGGGGAGCCCGGCGUGGUUCUGAACCAGCUGUCUCGAAUGUGGCACAGCUACAGCGGAACUUUGGAAAUAUGAGUAUGUUGCUUGAUGAGGAAGAUGAAGACAAGGAAAAACUUAUCACUACCUGUCAUCCACCUAACUGGGCUCUCAGCAAAGAAUUUGUCCCUAAGCAGACCCCUUCUGGCUCUCAUUCCAAUGAACAUAAAGCGGAUACCACAUCCCUACAGACAGAAGAUGCAUCUGCUAAGGAGCCACCUCCUGCUUCUGUGGUCAUACAGGAGUCAAAGGCAGCUGGUGACUUGGGAGCUGUUGCUGCAGCAAUAGAGAAGAGUGGGGAUGUGGUAUGUGGUAUCUGCAUGGACAAAGUUUAUGAGAAGACCUUACCUGAGGAGCGUUUAUUUGGUAUUCUUCCUAACUGCAGCCAUGCCUAUUGUGUGGGCUGCAUCCGGAAGUGGCGGAAAAGCCGGGACUUUCAAAAUGCAGUGAUAAAGGGCUGUCCAGAAUGCAGAGUCACUUCAAGUUACUUUAUUCCUAAUAAGUACUGGGUCUCUGAUACAGAUGAGAAGGAAAAACUGAUUGAGACAUUCAAGGCACGGACUGGCAAAAUAAGAUGCAAAUUCUUUGUCAGAGGCAAUGGUCACUGCCCCUUUAAAUCAGAGUGCAUUUAUCUUCAUGAGCUUCCUGGAGGCCAAGUCCCUGUGCCACGGCCACGACAGAGACCUGACCGGCGGAGGCGGCAACCUGUUAUCUACAACCCAUCUCCAUCUGAAAGCUCUGAUGAGGAUGAUAACGACAUAUACCUUGUCCAGUGGGCUCUUACCAUUGCGCUGUUAGAGAGAGACUCAGAUUUUUCAGACUUUCUGUUUUGGGAUUCCAGUGAUUCUGACUAGGUGAUGACAACCAAAUCAUUGGAGGCUGCAUAGCUGAUUCUGGGAACAAUCUCCAUGACCUAAGAAACGGUGCUUGGGGAGGAAGUAUAUAGAGAUUGAAGAUGUUUUGACUUUUAAUAGGCUUAACUUAUGGUGGGUCUUGUAAUAUUUGGCUGGGAACCAGAAGUUGAGAGCAUAUAGUGCAUAGACCCAUUUCAUGCAGGGGGAGGCAUCCUGAUUCACAGGGAAAAAUAUUACCACUGUUGGCACAUGAUUUUCUACACAUCACUGCCAUUUUUCUAUCCCUUACUUGUCAUGAUCUUCACAUCUCUGUCUACACAAUUUCACAUCCUGGAUUUCCCAUCAUGGGAUUCAUCAAGAGCCUCCCAGUUGUGUCUUCUAGAAAAGUUGCCAGGUUACUGUACUCAGUCUUGAAGUACUCUUCAGAGGCCAAGUGUUCAGCUUUGUUCAUGCUGCUGCUAUUUGUUUCCUCAGGAAGGCAUAUUUGUUGAGCAGUGCUAUUGUCUACAGCAGGCAGCACAUCUGGCUGUUGUAUUAGCAGUGCUGUCAGGUGUCUAUAGUAGGCUUAAGCCAGGGUGUAGUAUGGGGUGGUUUAAAUGUAAUAUCUGAUCUUUUUAUUGAUGCAGUGAUUAGUAUUAGAGACUUCCAAUUCUCAUUAAUCCCUGAUCCUUAGGACCUGGGAUAUGCAAACCCUUAUAUGUAUUUUUUAACUCUAGAAGUAUCUGGAGAACAUGAAAUAAAAUGAGCUUUAAAAAUGUA